This is a messenger RNA of Thunnus maccoyii (southern bluefin tuna), 1115 nucleotides long. RefSeq lists its product as uncharacterized. The transcript has 9 exons. The record is from RefSeq and is a predicted model, not a curated record. NCBI's taxonomy places the organism in Eukaryota, Metazoa, Chordata, Actinopteri, Scombriformes, Scombridae. The coding region runs from base 111 to 1076 and encodes 321 amino acids.
GUGAACAUUCCACUGGCUCCUACAAAGAGUCUGACAGUCUGGCUCCUCAGUUCAGUUCAGCUUCAAUGCUGUGAUGAUGAUCCACUGAAGAGGAAUCAAAAAAACAUCAGAUGAUUCCCUGGAAAGACCUGAAGACUCCAGGUGUGCAGCCUUGGGAGAGAUUCGUCACGACAUACAGUGGUGACUAUAAUCCCUUUAGUGAGCGCCACCUACAGGACAACCAGCUGAACCACAGAACUGAAGCCAAACCUGCUCCAGCAUUAAUCAGCCCACCUCAGACUGAACGUGAAACUUGGCCUAUAUUUCAACAAUACUUGUACAAGACAACCAACAGCACCUAUGGCUCCUUUUCACCGCCUCCCUCUUGUUCCCUCCACGUCAUCUCCUCACCUCCAUUUGGCAUCCUCUCUCCUGUUUCUGAGGCGACUGGGGUUGUCGGCGGCGCCCUGACAGAGGCCAGGAGGGAGACUGGGCCUUUACUUGUCAAGAAGGGGAAAGGCCAUCUGCACUAUGUGUUUGGUGGAAAUGCAAAUGUGUUGGAGCAGCAGGAGGCAAAAGACGAGUUGCAGCAGAAGGUUGACGUUCUCUAUGAGGAAGGUGUGAUUGUGUUGUCGUCCCAUGUUGUUCCGGCCUGCUGUGAAAGCUUUCUCAGUUGUGUGUGCAGAGAGGCCGGACUGCAGCACCUGCUGAACCUUCCUGUGGCCUCUUCUCCCAUUGUCAAAGCUGGAAAUUGGGAGACCAGUGCCUACUUGAGGGGCUUGAGACAAUCCGUUGGACUGAGAGACUUCCUUCAGCCUACUUGCAGGCGGUGCAGUUGCUGUGCAUGGGAAACUGAGUGUGCUGAUAGGUGCUGCUUCGAGAUGCAAACCUUCCCUCCUCACAUCCCUCAGAGCAGCACCCUGCCUCUGGCCCCCGUACAGCCGACUGUCUACCACGCAGAGUCCAGCAGGACGCCGCUGCUGACGGAGUACCAAGCCAGCUACGGUGCUGAGUGGGCCCAACCUAAUAUCCAGCAGCAGAGUGACUUUCCUCAUCAUCAUCCUCCUCAUCACUGUGUAUUUCAUCCUUCACUCUGAAUCUCAACUUUUGUCUCAAUAAAAAGCUGAUUUUUUUUU